This is a messenger RNA of Desarmillaria tabescens, 1335 nucleotides long. RefSeq lists its product as uncharacterized. The record is from RefSeq and is a predicted model, not a curated record. Bases 345 to 1151 code for a protein of 268 amino acids. The transcript is spliced from 2 exons. NCBI's taxonomy places the organism in Eukaryota, Fungi, Basidiomycota, Agaricomycetes, Agaricales, Physalacriaceae.
AGUGAAGUACCUUGAAAAUGAAUAAGUCACCCGUUCCAGCGAUCGUCAGGCCAGGUUCAACGCUGCAAUUUCAAGAAAUUUGAAUAUUUUUCCGAAGUUUCGAAUUUCGCCGUGACAAUCACAGGUCAUGACCCAAUUUGGCUCCAUCACUGAGACUUGGUGACCGGCGGGGAUGUCGAUACCGAAUCCUGUCCUUCCCCCAUUCUCGCCAGCUAUCACAUCCUACCCAUCUUCACCGUCGUCUUCAACCUAUCGUCCUUGAAAGAUUACAUCGAGUGCCAGCAUUAUUCAUCAGCCUUAAGUGGCGACCAAUCACCAUCACCCUGAUUGACGCCGGACCUGAGAUGUCGCCUACUAUUUAUCACCGCGCUCCACUUACCGACUCCCUCGCUCGUCAUGGGAUACUGGGAGAUGUGUUAGAGAAAAGAGGCACUCCGAAAAUUGGAGGUUCUGUUGGCGGGUUCAUCGCCCUCGUUGUUGGCCUAAGUCUCAUCAUUCUUAUAUCAUGCAUUGCUAUCUUUUUUCUCUUGCGAGAAGGAGAACCCUCGGAUGAGGAACGGGCGGCUCGGCGGCGACGAUACCGCCAGCAAGCAUUGGAGUACACGUAUGGACCCACAGCCAGUCCGCAGUCAUCGUGGUCGUCAAAAGUCAAGAGUGUCUUUGGAGGCACCACAAGCAGUAGCAAAGGGUCCAAAAGGGGCUGGGUGCAGGCAGGAUCAGGAGACGAAUGGGAAUCCGAAUCGAUAAUAGACGAAGCUGAAGGGCGGCACCCUGACCUUUCUCAACGAGGCAGCAUGCAGAUCACGUACUCGCCGCCACUGGAUGCGCCCUUCCACCCACCAUUACAGCCUUCGGAGUCUGCUUCUAGCGUCCGGUUUGAUACUCAGGGAGUGCCGGUAUUACCCUAUCUAAGGUCGCUGUCUUCGCCUUCACCCCAUCCAUCGCUACCGAAUAUUCACAGCAGAAUAUCUUCACCGACGCCGUCAGAUCCGCUUUCGCCAGUCCAUGAUAGAGUUGUGUCACCAGAACCCAUUGCUCCAGCGCAUAUCGACAGUCCUGUUGAGCAUCACGAAGGCAGGAAGUCGUCUGGUCAGUCCGCAACGUCAGUACGGACAUUCAACGGGGGAACGAAGUUUCUGGAGGCCCUGUAGCCAGCCAUCUAUUAUGCUCUUGUACAUUAAGACUUCUUGGACAUUGUGCUAUAGUUAUCUAUCUGUACGGGACUUGCUUUGUACCCUGAUGUGCUUUCUGAAUUUUGGUGCCACUUACACAGUACACGCUACUAUACGAUUCUUAAAUAAUGAUAUGUAUGUAUAUGUCGUGUCGGUAGCGAAG